Symbiodinium necroappetens is the source of this 1269-nucleotide messenger RNA. The record is from the annotation of a GenBank genome assembly. NCBI's taxonomy places the organism in Eukaryota, Dinophyceae, Suessiales, Symbiodiniaceae.
AUGGCGAAGCGGAAGCGGCCAGGGAAGGCUCAGCCCACGAAGACCCGCACCCAGCUCAACAAUGCCAGGAAGAGGGCCGCAAAGAAGCGAGCAAAGCAGCAAGCCAAGCUCGUCGACCCCUCCUUGGUUUACAUCCAGAAUCCAUUGGGUGCACCAACAGUGGUUCGAGCGAAGGGCUGGUUCGCAGACUUGGGCAAGAAGCUCUCGUUGCGACUCGGUCCUCUGGAAGGCUGGCGAACGUCGGCCAAGUUGGCGGUGCGUGCGUCGGGCGCUUCUGGCGCAAAGAUCGGCCUUUUCGUGCCAAAGUCGCAUGAUGUGGUGCCGAUCAACGGCUGUGCCGCUCAUCACGCCUCCAUCAACACAGCUCUGGAGGCGAUCAGCACAGCAUGCAAAGCUGCGAGAAUUCGGGGAUAUGACGAAGACAAGGGAGAAGGUGACCUGCGGUAUGUGAAGCUGGAAGUGCAACGCUCCAGCGAGCUGGUGCAGGUCACCCUCGUCUGGCAUGCAAGCUCCCAGGAGGAGGCGGGGAAGCCGCUCCGGAAGCUCGUCACUGCACUCCAGCAGCACGAGCUGUGGUAUUCCAUCUGGGCAAACUUCCAUGCUGCAGACAAGCAUACCUCCCGCAUUCUAGCCUUGGAAAAGGAGGCCUGGGUUCAACUGGCCGGUCGCAAGCGCUGGCUGCGGGAGCCGUUGCAAAGGAGUGCCGUGCCCUAUCACUGCGAGCUGUGCUUUCCACCCUUCGUCUUCCGCCAGGCAAAUCUUUGUGCCUUUGAGCGGAUCGUUUCGGCGGUUCGGCGCUUUGUUCCAUUUGGCAGUGCUGUGGUGGAGCUCUACGCUGGCGUGGGUACAAUCGGCCUUCACCUGGCGGAUGUAGCUGGUUCUCUGGUUUGCAGCGACGAGAACCCAUUCAACCGUGCAUGCUUCCGUCGCAGUUUGAAAAGCUUGCCGCCGGACCUGCAGCAGAAGCUCGGCUAUGUAUCAGGCGAUGCAGCCUCGCAGGUUGACAGCAUUCCAGCGGCUGACGUUGUUAUUGUCGACCCUCCCCGAAAGGGCAUGGAGGACACGGUGUUAGAUGCUCUCACGCGACCGCCGAAGAGAAAGUCGGUGAAGCCAUACCGUCUCAUUUACGUCAGUUGCGGAUUUCCAGCCUUUUGCCGCGAUGCUGAGAAGCUGAUGCAGCAUGGCUGGACCGUCCUCCACGCCGAAGGCUUCGUGCUUUUCCCCGGUUCGGAUCAUCUUGAGACGUUCUGCGUCUUCGAAAGAACCUGA